AUGCCCUCUGGUUCUGAUAGUCCCUCCUCAGAAGAUACUCCUUCUCCGUGCGCACCUGCAACCAUCCUAACAAAUGCAGACAUUACUUGUGGUGAAUCGUCUUCCAGUUUGUGUCAGGAUGCAGCAGCUGUGACCAGUGGUGACAGGUUAUCUGCCAGUGGAGAAGAUGAGGAUGAAUCAUUCGCUGAGAGUGAGUUCGAGAACACGGACGAAACUCGCGAUGAGAAGACAUGGAUCCGUCCUGAUUUGACCAGCCGAUGCACUUGGAAGCUGGGUACACCAAUUUCAGAGUCACCUCAUAGCCGCUCAGCACGAACCAAGCCCGCCAGCAUCCUCUCCAGCAUCCUAGAGAAAAUUGGACACACACCUCUCGUUCGCUUGAACAAAAUCCCCAAAGAGUUUGGGCUCAAGUGUGAUAUUUUGGCCAAGUGUGAGUUCUUCAGUGCAGGAGGCAGCGUGAAAGACAGGAUUGCCCUACGCAUGGUGGAGGACGCUGAGAGAGCCGGGAUCCUCAAACCAGGAGAUACGAUCAUUGAGCCCACCUCCGGAAACACAGGUAUUGGCCUCGCCCUCAUAGCUGCAGUAAAGGGCUACCACUGCAUUAUUGUUAUGCCUGAGAAGAUGAGCAUGGAGAAGGUGGAUGUACUCAGAGCUCUUGGGGCUGAGAUUGUCCGCACACCCACAGCUGCAGCUUUUGAUUCACCAGAGUCCCAUAUACGUGUGGCCUGGUGUCUAAAGAAUAAGAUCCCCAACUCGCACAUCCUUGACCAGUAUCGGAAUGCAAGCAACCCCCUGGCUCACUACGACACCACAGCUGAGGAGAUACUGGAGCAGUGCGAGGGUAAGUUGGACAUGCUGGUGGCUGGAGCCGGCACUGGUGGCACACUCACUGGUGUUGCUCGAAAGUUAAAGGAAAGAUGUCCCAAUGUCAAGAUAGUUGGUGUGGAUCCUGAAGGGUCUGUUCUAGUUGGCUCAGAAGAGGGGAAUAAAAAGUUUCCAUUUGAAGUGGAGGGCAUCGGAUAUGACUUCAUCCCCACAGUAUUGGACAGAUCUAUUGUUGAUGUGUGGUACAAAUCAACUGAUGCAGAAACGUUCCUUAUGUCACGCAAACUGAUCAGAGAGGAGGGUCUUUUGUGCGGCGGCAGCUCUGGCUCAGUGAUGGUGGCAGCUGUGAAGAUGGCUCAGCAGCUGGAGGAGGGACAGCGUUGUGUGGUCAUCCUGGCCGACUCUGUGCGCAACUACAUGUCAAAGUUCCUGAGGGAUCAGUGGAUGUGUGAGAAAGGCUUCCUCUGCAUGGAUUCUCAAACGGACCUAAGACCCUGGUGGUGGAACCUGACUGUCCAGAGUUUGUACCUGUCUGCCCCCCUCACUGUCACACAUUCUGUGUCUUGUCAAAAAGCCACAGAAAUCCUAAAGGAGAACGGUCUGGAUCAGGUACCGGUUGUCACUGAGUCAGGUGCGAUCCUGGGGAUGGUGACUCUGAGGACCGUUCUGUCCUCUCUGUUGGCAGGAAAGGUUGACCUUUCAGCUGCUGUUAGCACGGUGCUCCUCAAGGACUUCAAAUCGGUGCACUUGACAGACAGCCUGGGGAAGCUUUCUGAUAUCCUCAAAACUGAUAACUUCGCCCUCGUGGUUCACCAUCAGAUCCAAUACGAGGCCGAUGGGUCAGCCCUCCAGAGGCAGAUUUUAAUUGCCGUUGUGACGGCGAUUGACCUUCUCACCUACAUCACUGCACACGAGGGGCAGGACCGCUCUCCAUCUGAGCGCGAGCAGGCGAGCAGGCAGGAGUCAGGCAGCGCAUCCCAGUGACCGUGUGCUGUUUAACACGGAUUUUGCUGCCUGCUCACAGAGAGCACGUGAUCUCCUGCAGUUUCAUCGAAAUCAUAACAUAUACCACCGUAGAGAGGAGGGAGGAGUGGUAAAAAAUUGAGAUAAGAAAACACAUUGCUGCUGUUGCUACAGUGAUGAAAAAAUUGAAAAUAUUGUCAUCAUUUUUUUUUUCUUGAAAAGGAAAAUGUGUGCAGUGAAAAGACAAAGUAUCUGCUUCUUCUGUAGAGAU
This is a messenger RNA of Archocentrus centrarchus (flier cichlid), 2059 nucleotides long. It is a transcript of the gene cbsb, whose product is annotated as cystathionine beta-synthase b. The transcript has 14 exons. Bases 1 to 1809 code for a protein of 602 amino acids. Gene Ontology annotation, cellular component: cytoplasm. Gene Ontology annotation, molecular function: cystathionine beta-synthase activity. The record is from RefSeq and is a predicted model, not a curated record. NCBI's taxonomy places the organism in Eukaryota, Metazoa, Chordata, Actinopteri, Cichliformes, Cichlidae.